Molecule: messenger RNA, 1713 nt
Organism: Beta vulgaris subsp. vulgaris (sugar beet)
Lineage: Eukaryota; Viridiplantae; Streptophyta; Magnoliopsida; Caryophyllales; Amaranthaceae
Product: protein ABIL2
Exons: 10
Coding region: 420-1478 (352 amino acids)
Source: RefSeq, a predicted model, not a curated record
UUCUCCAUAAAGAAAUUAAGUAUUAGCAAAAGUAAACUUUUUGUACUACAAGUCAUACAAAGUUCAAAACCCCAGUCACUCCGCAUUCCAUGCUAGAAAGCUACCAAUUCCUCUUCUCUACCGACGACGUGCUCUCCUCUAAAUCUCCAACUCUUCGCAUAAUUUCUUUCUUAAAUUAGUGGGUACAUUUACAUCAAAUUUUCCAUAUCAAAAUCAAACAAAAACACAAAAAAAACCUUGCCUUUCAAAUUUAAUUCAGUAGUUUUUUUCUUUGGUAACUGAUUCCUGGGAUUUGGGAGUUUUCCCAGCUAUUAUUUCAAGUGAGCUGCCAAUUUUUGGUGCAAAAAAGGAAGAAACUUUGGUUGUUUUUGGCUCAAAAACCCAGGACAAAAAAAAUCUGAAUUUCAUUGUUCUCCUCCAUGGAGACUUUGACUUCUUCCGCGGCUGUGCCUAUUCAUCAUCGAACAUCCAACUACGAUGAAAUGUCUAUGCAUCAAAGUUUGCUCUUUGCAGACAGUCUUAAGGAUUUGAAGAAUUUGCGAACUCAGCUGUAUUCAGCGGCAGAGUAUUUUGAAUUAUCUUACACCAAUGAUGAUCAAAAGCAAUUCGUUAUUGAGACAUUAAAGGAUUAUGCUAUUAAAGCUUUGGUGAACACAGUAGACCAUCUAGGUUCAGUGACUUAUAAGGUUAAUGAUCUUCUGGAGGAAAAAGUUGAAGAAGUCUCCGAAACAGAAUUUCAUGUGUCAUGCAUUGAACAGAGAUUACGCACAUGCCAAGAGUACAUUGAACGGGAGGGCAUGGCCCAGCAAUCAUCAAUCAUAGAUACACCGAAAUACCAUAAACGAUAUGUCUUACCAGCCGGUCAGACUAUGAACAGCAGCAAUCUUGCAAAUUUGAAGUACAAAAGUUGCGGCAUAGAUGAAGAUGACUGGUUUCAGUUUCGGAGUGCUAUAAGAGCCACAAUUCAAGAGACCUCAUCCACAAUGAGAGAAACGCCAUCCUCAAAUAGAGAAACGCCAUCCUCAAUCAGAGAGAGGCCAUCUUCAAUUAGAGAAAUGAAUUCAACAUUUAAAGAAUCAGCUUCAUUUGCCAGCAGGAGAGGACGCUCUACUUCACCUGCUUCUCGACCUUCCCGAUCACCUGGGUCGUUCUCCUUUGCCAGCUCCGCCCCCAGAAAAGAACAAGACAAAAGAUCAGUUUCACCGCAUCGCUUUCCACUUCUGCGUUCUGGGUCUCUUGCUUCGAGACCAACAACACCAAAGUCCAGUAGGCCAACAACUCCAAAUUCUGGCGUCGAAAGGCACCGGUAUCUUUCGGACUCAUGGAAAUCGGUUUCUAUGCGAGUCCAUGAUGAGAAGGAGAAGCCAAAGGAAACCGAGCGACACCCCAGCAAAAGCAAGCGUCUACUCAAGGCAUUGCUUAGCAGGCGAAAGUCGAAGAAAGAUGAGACGUUAUUCACUUAUUUGGAUGAAUACUGAAAAGAAUUAUCGGAAUGCCCAGGCAAAAAAGUUCCAGAAGGCUGGAUUAAACCUGGGCAUUAUUUUGCAGUUAAUCUUCUUUUUAAUUUAUACAUAAGAAAGUAAUUGUAAUUUGUUUCACAAUUAGAUGUGUUUUGAGGCAAUGUUCUGCAUGCUGCAAUGUAUCAUAUAUCAAAUUUUAUGUAUCACUGAAGGUUGUUGGUAUCAAUAUAAAGUUCUUCAUCCUUCUGUUUCC